CAAGGAAGUAUUUAGAACGAGAUCUGUUUUAAAAGGAUGUUCAGACCUGUGACUGGCACUGCUAAGUUACCGUGAACAAAGGAAAAAAUCAGGAUGUUUUUGGAAAUGUAGCAAGUUCAUAUUGACUGCUGGACUUGCAUUCCUCAAGUGAUGGCAGUAUCCGGACGUAAACUUACCGACUUCCCUGGAUCAAUGUCCAGUCGCUCAAAGGAUCACAAAUGUGACCCAUGUUUGACCAUCGGUCAGCAUAUCAAAGCUCAUGGAUUUUGUGUGGACUGUCAGGAAUGUUUAUGCAAGAACUGCUUUGAAUGUCACCAGAAGACAAAGGCCUCGAGAGAUCACCAACUUACUGACAAUAGCGAUAUAGACAAUCAAUCAGUUUUGGAUCGAGCUUCAAAUGAGUGCACUGAAAAGUGUCAUGUGCACAAGAAAGAAGUUAUAAAAUUCUUCUGUAAGAAUCAUGAAGUACUUGGCUGUACAGACUGCAUGACUAUGGAUCAUAGGACAUGUGACCUUGACUACAUACCUGAUACAUGUGCAGGUAUUGGGGAAAGUGAUGAAUGCAGACAGGUUUUGAGAGAAUUGGAUCGGAAGGUGAAAGAAGCAGAGAAUAUUAUUCAACAGGCAAACAUUAAAAGCAGUCAAUGCGAUUCUUCCCAUGAAAACGCCGCAAAAGAAAUAAUUAAAUUCAGAAAAGAGAUAGAUGAUCAACUGGAUGAAAAACAGAAGAAAAUGGAACUUCUUGCUGAUGAAAGGAAGUCUACCGAUAAGCAAAAAAUAGAGAGAGUACUUGAAACAUGUACAAGCGUUUGUUCAGAAAUGAAAGAAGUUCAGACAUGUCUACAAGAUAACACAGCUGCAAAACAGGAUGCCCAACUUUAUAUCACCAUAAAGCGUGCCAACUCCAAGAUAAGCUCAAACGAAAUUAAAGAUGUUAAAGAGGCUUUAGAAGAUACGACUGUCAGCUAUGUGUUUGAGCCCAGCAAAGAUCUACAGAACAUGCUGUCGGGAUUAGAUGACUUUGGGAUCCUUAACUCCCAAAGCGCUGGUUUACCGGCAAAGAAGGCACCAUUUAACGAACUGACCUUUCCUCGGAAUAUUAAAACAAAAUCAAGAAGUUACAUCUCGGGAUGUGCUGUUCUGGCCAGAAAAAAUGUUUUACAGGCAGAUUACUGCAAUUGUACGUUUAUUGUCGUGGACACAGAAAGCAAAGUAAUAACAGAGGAAAAAUCAUCUGACAAUUAUAAACCAUGGGACAUUGCCGUACUACCUCAGGACAAGGUUGCUGUAACAAUGCCAAAUAGGCAGGAGAUCCUUAUAAUGUCAACUUCUGGUAAACUGUCAACUUUUCGCAAGAUUCAAGUGAAAGGAGAAUGUUACGGUGUAACGUAUGGUAAAGGCCACCUUUACGUUGUUUGCCGUAAUCCCAGCAGCGUACUUUCAAUGGAUGUUCAAGGAAAUGAUCAGAGGAAUAUUUUACCAUAUAGUAAAAGGUAUAAAAAUCUACGUUAUUGUGUGCUCAGUGAUGAUUCAAGUACAAUCUAUAUCAGUGAAUAUACUUCUCACUUAGUACUAAGAUUAACAGUAAAGGGCGAAAUAUUGUCCAUAUUCAAGCACGACGAUUUGCAAUAUCCAGAGGGAAUGGUAAUAUUAGAUGAUGGAUCAUUGCUGGUAUGCAGCUAUGGCAACGGCACAAUUCUACAUAUUUCCGGGGACUUGAAACAGUGUCAGAAGGUAGCUAGCGUAGAAAAACCUCAAUCUAUAUGUUACAAUCAUCAUCAACAAGAGAUAUAUGUCUGUACCUGGAGCUGUGGGCUGCUGGCAGUUUUAAGUCUGAAAUAAUAUACUCAGUGGACCAGAAUGAAGAUGCUAUAUUUUCUAGCCCAAACAUAACCAACUAUUUUAUAGAUUUUGUGAAGUAUUAAUGAAAGAGGAUGACAGAUGAGUGUAGCAAAAUAUUGUAUUUUAUGAUUAUUCUAAAUUACGACCAAUGGAAAGUAUUUCCAUAUACAGUCUAGUUUUAAGAAUUCCGCUUUAGCCGGCGUGAGAGGUGUUGCACAUUUCUUAGUUCUGGCUACCAUAACUUAACUGACGAUAUUUUUGUUUUUUUGAUGGUGGCGUCAGAGAUCCGUGACUGUAUAUAACUAUCUCUGAGCUGAAAUUUUUCAGCUUUACCUUUCCUUGCUUCUCAUUAAUAAAUUCAGUCUGUUAUUGUUGUGCUUGGUUGUAUUCUAUUCUUGCAAUCCUUUUAUGUAUUAUUUACUGAUAUCAUUUAAAAUUUGAAUGUGUGAUAUAUGUUGGAAUAUGUCAGGUUAUGGUAUAAAAUGAUAUUUAAAGCCUUAGAUUAAAAUAAGCAUAACUUUUCUUCUCGAAUGUGUCAUAUUUUCUUGCAACUAUAUAAGUGAUGAUCAUGUGAAUGUUUUUUGCAAAAUCAAAAUGAGUAAGGUUAGAAUCUUUUCUUUUAGUUGUGUUUAUUUAACUGUGUACAAAAGUGCAAAUAAAGUAUCACCUAUU
Messenger RNA from Mercenaria mercenaria, 2514 nucleotides. RefSeq lists its product as uncharacterized. Gene Ontology annotation, cellular component: chromatin; nucleoplasm. Gene Ontology annotation, molecular function: zinc ion binding; ubiquitin-protein transferase activity. The record is from RefSeq and is a predicted model, not a curated record. The transcript has a single exon. Gene Ontology annotation, biological process: positive regulation of DNA-templated transcription. NCBI's taxonomy places the organism in Eukaryota, Metazoa, Mollusca, Bivalvia, Venerida, Veneridae. The coding region runs from base 151 to 1842 and encodes 563 amino acids.